This is a messenger RNA of Penicillium macrosclerotiorum, 1464 nucleotides long. RefSeq lists its product as uncharacterized. The coding region runs from base 1 to 1464 and encodes 487 amino acids. The record is from RefSeq and is a predicted model, not a curated record. The transcript has a single exon. NCBI's taxonomy places the organism in Eukaryota, Fungi, Ascomycota, Eurotiomycetes, Eurotiales, Aspergillaceae.
AUGCAACACCUUCAAGACCUCGAAUCUCGCCUCGACCAACUCAUCUCCGAGAACCGAUUGCUCAUUUCCGCUCGAGAUGAGGCUGAGGACAAGCUGCGCAAUGCGACCGUCGCUCGGCGGAAGAGCGACCGGGCCCUCAACACCAGUGGUGCCGACCUGAGAGAUCGAGAAGCUGAGGUGGAACAACUCAAAAGCUCGGUGGAGUGGCUUCAGCAGGAGAUGAGCCGUCUGACCCAGGAGAACGAAGGGUUGACCGCAUCCAAUGCUGCUCUCGCCGCUGCCCACGCCGCCGAGGUCCACACGGUGCGCGAGUCGUCCACGCGCGAGCUCGAUGAUUUGCGGUCGCAACACACAGCACUGUCCACCCAGAUUGAUGACCGUGUCCGACAGGAGAUUGAAUCCGCCCUGGCUCAGAAAGAUACCGAGUUGCGCCGUCUUCGUGCCGAACUCGAGGAGGCCCGCGACAAGGUGAAGGAGCUACAACAGCAGAUCGCAGCGUCAGUCAACGAUAAUACUCUUGUCUUCCGGGAUGAAGAUUACUUCGACGCCGCGUGCCAAAAGCUUUGUGGCCACGUUCAACAAUGGGUGCUGCGUUUCUCCAAGCACUCUGACCACCGUCGUUGCCGCCCUCUAAGUGAGCUACAUGACGAGAAAAUCGCCGACCGUUUUGACAAUGCUCUUCUCGAUGGCUCCGACGCGGAUGCCUACCUUUCCGACCGUGUUCUUCGUCGCAAUGUGUUCAUGUCAGUGGUCAUGACCAUGGUCUGGGAAUAUAUCUUCACCCGCUAUCUGUUUGGCAUGGACCGGGAACAGCGUCAGAAACUCAAAUCUCUAGAAAAACAACUGGGAGAAGUUGGUCCUCGGCGCGCAGUCCACCGCUGGCGUGCCACCACUUUGACCCUACUAUCGCGACGCCCGGCCUUUGCUGCCCAGCGUCAGAGCGACACUGAAGCGGUUGCACUGGAAAUCUUCGGCACGCUAUCGCGUGUGCUCCCACCCCCGUCACAGGUGGAGGCACAGCUGCUUGAGUCCCUCCGCAAAGUUCUCCGUGUUGCAGUUAACCUCUCGUUAGAGAUGCGUACUCAGCUGGCCGAGUUUAUCAUGCUUCCUCCUCUCCAACCCGAGUAUGAUACCAACGGCGACCUGGCCCGCCAAGUGUUCUUCAACGCAUCGCUCAUGAAUGAACGGAGCGGCGAGACGACGUCCAAUGAUGAGCUUGAAUCCCAGCAGGCCAUCGUUCGCAUCGUGCUCUUCCCUCUCGUCGUCAAGAAGGGCAAUGAUGUUGGCGAAGGCGACGAUGAAGUGGUGGUUUGCCCGGCCCAGGUCCUCGUCGCCCGUCAAGACAAACGUGUUUCUCGAAUGAUGAGUGGUGACCGCAUGUCCUUGGAUGCUACUCGCUCGGUCCAUAGUGUGGCUCCCAGCGUGGCUCCUCCCUCGGUGAUGGACAUGAGCAAUGUGAUUUGA